AUGACGGGCCCGUUCAAAUUCUACAACUGCUUGCUCAAAAGCCACCCCUACAAGACCAACAUGAUCGGGAGUGGCGUGUUUUUUGGUGCCGGCGACGUGCUAGCCCAGUACCUUUUCCCCCACCACAUCGACGACAAUUUCGAAAACCCCACAGAAUACCACCUGGACAGGACGUACCGGGCCAUGGUCUACGGGUGCUUUUUCUUCGGGCCUGUGUCGGUGAAAUGGCACACCAAAACGCUUCCGUACAUCAUGAGCCCGUUUCUUUCCGCGGCCAAGCGGGCCAAAAUGAAGCCCUACUCCAUGCACAUCCAUGACACGCUUUUCAGGCUCACACUAGACGCGUUGCUCAUGCCGGGCUUGAUCUGGAUCCCCAUGUACAACACGGUCAUGAGCGCGUUGGCCUUCCACCUGGACCCGUUGGCCGUAGCCAGCGAGAAGUUGCGCAACAACUGGUGGGGCGUGUUGAAGGCCAACUGGACCGUGUGGACGCCGUUGCAGCUUUUCAACUUGUUCUGCGUGCCGAUCCAUCUCCGCAUCGUGGUGUCCAAUUUCUGGUCCAUCGGCUGGAACUGCUUCUUGAGUUUUGUGCACAACACGAGCGGCCACGGCAAGGGCAGCGGCAAGCUCAUCGAGGAGCUUGUGGACAUCGAGUCGGCUGACGAGGAGCAGACCAUGGUCUACUCGUAG
Molecule: messenger RNA, 690 nt
Organism: Metschnikowia bicuspidata var. bicuspidata NRRL YB-4993
Lineage: Eukaryota; Fungi; Ascomycota; Pichiomycetes; Serinales; Metschnikowiaceae
Exons: 1
Coding region: 1-690 (229 amino acids)
Cellular component (GO): cytoplasm; mitochondrion; membrane
Source: RefSeq, a predicted model, not a curated record